Physcomitrium patens is the source of this 3284-nucleotide messenger RNA. RefSeq lists its product as uncharacterized. Lineage: Eukaryota; Viridiplantae; Streptophyta; Bryopsida; Funariales; Funariaceae. Gene Ontology annotation, biological process: regulation of gene expression. Gene Ontology annotation, molecular function: DNA-binding transcription factor activity. The record is from RefSeq and is a predicted model, not a curated record.
GGGAUAAGUGCAUCUCGAACACUUCUUUCACCCAUCCGUCUUGUAGUUUUCGAGUCUUGUCCUGUGCUUGUCCUGGACUUCGACCACACGGAGUUUGCCAGUGUUGAAGGUCAACGGGUUUAGUGUUGGUUUCAUUCUUGAUAAGCCCUGAAAAUCGCAGCAUUAUAUCGCAUUCUAUCGGCUGCAGUCGGGAGAUCGCUGUUUGGUGCUGCCUGCCUCUCCCUUUCCCCCGAAAGUUUCUGGCUGCAUUGGAUCAGAGUUUCCUGUCAGCUUGCCUGGUCGAAUCGGGUUCGAGUAGAACUCCGACUUGAUCUACAUUGCCUUGGACACAAUCUUGGGAAACUCUGGUAGUGUUCCCGCUUCUUACCAGAGUCAAAUCCGCAGUGUGUGAGAUCAUAUCUUCCUCAACACACUUUCUCUACGGAGGAACCUUGGUGUGCUGAUUCAGUUGGAUCUGGAGCAUUACAGGAUCUUGGAGUCCAGAUAGUGCAGUCACUCACAAGCGGAUGUUUGUUGGUUUUGAUCCAAUGAGUCCAGAGGGGAGCACUUCGGCGAACGCGAAUCCGCAUUAGUUUAAGGUUGGGACUUGUGUACGGAAUCGCAAUCUGUCGAACUCACUUGGACGCAGAUUGAACCAGAUGAUGGAUUUCUAGUCUCGUCUCGGCUAUACGGCGAUCUAAAAUCACACCUGAUCUGUAUUAAGAUAUCAGCUAGGUCUCACAAGUUCUAGACGUGCAGCAGUGAACUGGUAUCACUCUUGGUUACGUGUGGUUUUUAUCACAUUGUUCCUUUCGUAGUAUCUGGUUGUUUGAAUUCUUUGAAUCCUUUUUGCAUGGAAGUAGUUUAAUAUGGCCUGUUGCCGCUCUCCAUGAUUCUAUUACGUUUAAAGACCCAAGCGAGUUAUUCUGUUCCUGCUGUUGGUUUGGCACCACAUUAGUCCCGGAUCUCAAUAACUAAUGGCCGAGAAAGAAAGGUGGGUAACGUUAUAGACGUCUCUGGUUGGGGCUUCCCACUGGCACUCCAGCUGUGGACUUUUCUAUUUCACAGCAGCUCAGUUCAGUGAAGAUUGUCCUACAGGAAUAAAGACUUUGUAGAUCUCCUGGACGUGGAGGAAACGAAUUCCAUGUCUGCGUGAAGGUCUCGACAAGGACAAACUUCACUUAUUCGAUCGACUUGUAAGCUGGGAAGGACUGUCAAGAUGACGGCGGCUGCUCCUCCAGCUCUACCUAAUCCCUAUAACGCCGAUGUCUCAGGAAGCUUUCAAGCGCCCAGCUUCUCCAUAAAUCCGGGUUUCAUAAUGAACGAUGCUCUGGCCUCUGCACUGGGCAUGGGAGGUGGGCCAUUUUAUCACUUCGCUGACAAUCCACAUCUUGGCAUUCCGUGGCCAGAGUACGUGUAUGGGAGUACUCCAACUAGCAUCCUCGGCAUUGCCAAUAGUUUGUCUCCAACGCUGUCUUUCAGCGACUCAUCCGUGUACUCCACGGAUGAAUCCGACCUGCUUUCGGACGAGUUCCUGAAGCAGAUGAAUGGGUGCACUCCCGUUCCAAGUUCGAUGUCAAGCCCAGUGCUGAGCCCGGUGCCAAGUCCAGUCACUAUGCAUCCCAACCUCGUCAGUACAUUGAAGAACAUGGUGGCGCCAGGGGUGACUACAUACAAUGCGCAACCCAGUGUGAUUGCUUACUUAGAGCAACUGACCAGGGGAGAGGUGCAAGACCGGAUGGAAAAGCAUCGUCAACAGGACCAUCAAAAACAGAUGUUUGAUCACACUGACGCUCGAAGCGCGUACCUACGACACACUCCCCAACUGGUGGUGGCACCUAAAGUGGAGGUUCAGGACUUGCCAGAGAAUGUUGGAGGUUUGUAUUCAAGCCCCUCGGUCGCCGACGAUCCCGCUAAGGUGAAGGCUGUUGAGAAGUCAGAGACUGAUGACAACAUUGAAGCAGCCGUGGUCUCCGUGGACUUGAUAAAGAACAGGCGCCCAUUCAGAUGUCAGUACGAUGGAUGCAAUAAAACUUUCAAGAACCCGCAGACAAUGAAGAUGCACCAUAAGACGCAUUGGAGCGAGGGAGGCGCCGGAGGCAAAGGCUGCUCGUUACCGACCUUGACGAGUUCCUUGAAGGCGGGACAUAAUAAGAAGAUCCCCUCAAGGUGUCCCAAGUGUAAGAAGACUUUCGUGGGUCUCUACGAGCUCAGGCGUCAUUACGGUCGGAAGCACUCGGAAGGGGAGAAGCCAUUCGGAUGUCGCAAGUGCGGGAAGAAAUUCUACAUAGAGGUGGAUGUGCGUGACCACGAGAAGCUUUGCGGUGAGCCGAUUGAAUGCAAAUGUGGACUAAAAUUCGCCUUCAAGUGCAAUCUUGUAGCGCACAAGAAGGCCCAUCCAGCUUGCCAAGAUAAUCCACCGAGCAACUCCCACUCCACCGCCACCACUUACCAAUCAUCAACGACCUCUGACGACACGGAACGGAGCCUCGCCAACCCAGGGCAAGCGAGGACAGGUUACAAACGAGCACGAGAGGAUUUCGUGGGCCCGAUGCAGUCAAGCAUGCACAUUCCACUGCCGGAGUUUAAAGAGAUUCUUGAAGCCCCAGAUUUCAAAAUGGCACGCCAUGAAUAUCGAGGGCUAUCGUUUCUGACUGAAACUGGUUCGCCAUGGGCUGCCGACAUUAACUAUCCCGCUGUUUCUUUCAAUUCUAUAUCAGGGGUGGGUUUACACUCUGGCCUGUCAAAUCUUGGCUCUCAAGAGUUUCAGCAAAACCACCAACAAUUCUCUAGCAAACUAUAUCGACAACCAAUUCCAGCAACUUUCAACAAAGCUGUGAAUUGUGAGAUGGGUAUGGCACUCAACCAGCAUCAAUUCAAGACAUGGUCUGGCUGAUCCAUCACCUCAAACACUCUACACACCAUUAGACAUAUUUUUUUUCUUCUAUUUUUCCAAUUUUCCGGCGGCCGUACUCCGUCGAGGAGUUCUCAUAGGCUUUGACCAUCCCUCCCAUCAUGUGUGGUCAAGGUCUAUGAGGACAAAUAAUAAGUGGCGAAGCGAGCACGAACCACUUUCAUAGACUGCUUUGGGGAAGAGCAUAUCAUACCAUAGGUUUCCAAGUUCCGGAAGGUGGUCGCGGAUUGUAUCUGUAAGAUCCUUCUCGUUUAGCUCGCUUCUGCGGACCAUAAUUGGUUUUUGAUGCUUAGUUCCUAUUACCAUACUUGUGCCUCAAACCCCAUGUUAUUAGACUCUGAUGGGUUACAAAUUGCAAUAAAACAGUGGCGACACAACAAUGUUCACUCUC